AUGCCGGAUGCCCAGUUCUGCUUUCCAAUCCUUCUUGAGGACAUUGACACAGAUCUCGCCAUUGGCGCCCACGUUGGGGUGGAAGAUUUUGGUCAGAAAAUAGCCCUUUGGGGGGCUAGCUGGGAAGUCUUUGCCGAAGUCUCAACACUCACCUCAGACCUGCCUGAGGGCAUCAAGGUCUUCCCCAACGAGGAGGACAUCACAGAUGUCCAAGUCACAAUUGAAGGACCAAAGGGUACUCCAUACUCCGGUGGCCUCUUUCGCAUGAAGUUGAUUCUCGGCAAAGACUUCCCAGCUAGCCCCCCAAAGGGCUAUUUUCUGACCAAAAUCUUCCACCCCAACGUGGGCGCCAAUGGCGAGAUCUGUGUCAAUGUCCUCAAGAAGGAUUGGAAAGCAGAACUGGUCAUCCGGCAUGUCCUGCUGACC
Anolis sagrei ordinatus is the source of this 426-nucleotide messenger RNA. Lineage: Eukaryota; Metazoa; Chordata; Lepidosauria; Squamata; Anolidae. The record is from RefSeq and is a predicted model, not a curated record.